Hyposmocoma kahamanoa is the source of this 5771-nucleotide messenger RNA. It is a transcript of the gene Btr175, whose product is annotated as protocadherin Fat 4-like. The coding region runs from base 14 to 5074 and encodes 1686 amino acids. Lineage: Eukaryota; Metazoa; Arthropoda; Insecta; Lepidoptera; Cosmopterigidae. The record is from RefSeq and is a predicted model, not a curated record. Gene Ontology annotation, cellular component: adherens junction; plasma membrane; catenin complex. Gene Ontology annotation, molecular function: calcium ion binding; cadherin binding. The transcript is spliced from 33 exons. Gene Ontology annotation, biological process: homophilic cell-cell adhesion; multicellular organism development; adherens junction organization.
AAGAUGUCAAUACAUGGCUGAAGAUAUUCCUCGUCAACCCAAACCAGAUGAUUUGCCAGAAAUUGAAUGGAGUGGUGGAUGGAGCGAACGACCUACUAUCCCAGGUCCAGAGCGUGAAGAAGUCUGCAUGGAUACAUUCGUACCGGCUGCAGGCUCGACAACAGCCACACAGGUCAUUUAUCUUCAAGAAGGGGUGAAGGGCGACGUACCGAUAGCCAAACUUAAUUAUAACGGGCCCGGGACUCCCGAGAUACGAAUACCAAUUCUCGUCGGUUCGUUCAAUCUCCUGGGUCCGAGGAUCGUUAGGAGUGAAAAUGACGAGUGGUUGCUUGUCAUUACUCAAGAACAAGACUUCGAGUCUCCUGGCAUGCAACAAUACAUGUUUGAAAUCAGCGUGACAGGCGAGUCUGUGUCGGUGCUAGUGAAUUUGUUAAUCGCCAACAUCGACGACAAUGACCCUAUUAUACAUUCUAUUGCUGCUUGUCAGGUCCCCGAACUCGGCGAAGCGCCCCGUCUCACAGAUUGUGCUUACCGAGUAUCUGACUUAGACGGAGAGUUGAGCAUCCGCGUGAUGACAUUCGAGAUCAACAGUGACCGCAACGAUGAAGAGAUCUUCAGCAUAACUUCAUCACGGAUCCCCUUCGACCAGUUCAACAUGACCAUGACCAUUGGGCUUCAGACUACGCUCAAUUUUGAAACUUCUCCAUUACAUAUCUUCCAAAUCACAGCGUUGGACUCUGUGGAAAAUUCCCACACAGUAACCCAGAUGGUACAAGUGGAGAAUGUCGAGCACCGCCCUCCGCGGUGGGUAACUGUCUUCGCAGUACAGCAGUUCGACGAGAAGACCGUCCAGAGUUUCACCUUGCGUGCAAUUGACGGCGACACGGGCAUUAACAAACUUAUUGACUAUGAACUUGAGAGGGAUGAAAAUGAAAAUUUCUUCUCGAUCGAACCAAUCGGACGCGAUGGAGUAAUAUUACACGUGGACCCAAUAGAUCGAGAUUACCUCGAACGAGAAGUAUUCCAUCUAUCUAUCAUUGCCUAUAAGUAUGACAACAGAUCGUUUGCCACGGCAGCCCCAAUUACCAUCAUUGUGAACGACAUCAAUGAUCAGAGACCUGUACCGUUACAAAAGGAAUACUUUGUUGAAAUCUUGGAGGAGACACCGUUAACCAUUAAUUUUGACGAGGAGUUUGGCUUCCAUGAUAGGGAUUUGGGUCCACAUGCUCAAUAUGAAGUUCGCCUAGAAAGUGUUUAUCCCGAAAACGCACAUACCGCAUUCUACAUAGCGCCGAAUGUCGGAUACCAAAGGCAGACUUUCACCAUGGGUACGACCAACCACAGCAUGCUGGAUUAUGAAGAUAUCCCAUUCCAGAACAUCAGAUUAAAGGUAAUAGCAACAGACAUGAAUAAUACGGAUUUUGAGGGCGUGGCUUACGUAAACAUCGACUUAAUCAACUGGAACGACGAGGAGCCAAUCUUCGAUAUCAACUCGCUUACUGUCAGAUUCAAAGAAACCGAAGGCAAAGGGUAUUGCGUUGGAACAAUGUUGGCGACGGAUAGAGACAUUGGAGAUGAAGUCGAGCAUUCAUUGAUGGGCAAUGCAGGUGAUUACUUAAGCAUAGACAGCGAAAGCGGAGAAAUAAUCGUGUCUAUCGACAACGCUUUCGAUUACCACCGGCAGCACGUACUUUUUGUACAAGUGAGAGCAGAUGACACACUGAUGGCACCGUUUCACACGGCUACUUCACAGCUCAUCAUCGAACUCGAAGACGUCAACAACACUCCUCCGACGAUGAGAUUGCCACGUGGUAGCCCUAAUGUCGAAGAAAACGUGCCUGAAGGUUAUGAGAUUACGCGGAAUAUAACAGCAACGGAUCCUGACACGACUGCACAUUUGCGAUUCGAGAUCAAUUGGAACACAUCGUAUGCCACUAAGCAGGGCAGAGACACUCCCGCUGUCGAAUACCAUGGAUGUGUGGACAUCGAAACAAUCUUCCCCGACCCUACCACAAAUGGGACAGCCAUCGGGCGUAUUGUGGUGAAGGAGAUCCGGGAUAACAUCACCAUCGACUACGAGGAAUUCGAGAUGCUCUACAUCACUGUACAGGUCUGGGACGACAAUACCGUGCUUGGAACUGAGUACGAUGAAUCAACAUUGACAAUCACGAUAAUAGACAUGAACGAUAAUCCGCCGAUCUUCAGUGCCGGCACUCUAGCGCAGGAAUUCCGCGUGCGCGAGUUGUCCGACAGCGACACCAUCAUCGGUUCCGUGUUUGCUACCGAUAUUGACGGCCCGCUUUACAACCAAGUGCGAUACACCAUCGUCCCCAGAAACGAUACACCUGAGGACUUGGUGAAGAUAGACUUCUACACCGGCCAGAUCUCAGUAGACAAAAACGGCGCCAUUGAUGCGGACAUCCCACCGCGUUGGGAACUGCACUACACCAUCGUGGCCAGCGAUAAAUGUUACGCUGAAGAUAUUGAAGAUUGUCCACCUGAUCCGGUAUAUUGGAACACUGAAGGAAAUAUCACAAUUCAAAUCCUGGACACGAACAACCGAAUUCCGACGCCGGACACCACGAUGUACAACGAGACUGUGUAUAUCUUCGAAAACGCCACUUCUGGAGAUUUUGUGCAGCAACUAUUUUCGAAUGAUCUUGAUAGAGAUGAAAUAUACCACACGGUCAGCUAUCUGAUAGACUUCGCGGUGAACGACGCGUCAAUAUACUUCGCGGUGGAGCUAGACACUGGUGUGGUGACAGUGGAGUACUCCACGAACGCUGUGCUGGACCGUGAUGGAGACUAUCCCACUCACAGGAUUUUCUUUAACGUUUUUGACAACUAUUACUUUGAAGGCGGCGGUAGAAGAAAUCAAAAUACAGCACAAAUACUGGUAAUCCUGUUGGAUGUAAACGACAAUGCACCGCGGUUGCCAGCUGAUGAGAGCUGGAGCAUCUCAGAAAACGAGGAAGUGGGACAUCGCCUCGUGCCUGAUAUUUACGCCCCGGAUGAUGACGAAGAGGACACUGACAAUUCGCGUGUCGGCUACGCUAUCCUAGAUCUCACAAUUACUGACAGAGACAUCAGUGUGCCACAGCUGUUCCACAUGAUCCAAAUAAAAAACGUCACCGGUGAAUUGGAAGUAGCCAUGCCCUUAAAAGGGUACUGGGGAACAUACAGUAUACAUGUAUUGGCGUACGAUCACGGCAUCCCGCAGCAGAUGUCCAACGAGACUUACGAGAUCGAGAUUAGGCCUUACAACUUCCACGAUCCGGAGUUCGUGUUUCCAGUUAGCGGAACUUUCGUACGACUUGCCAGGGAACGAGCAGCAGUCAAUGUAAUGUUAGCAAAGGUAGACGGUGACUUCCUGGACAGAUUAUCAGCUACUGACGAAGACGGGCUUCAUGCAGGAGUGGUAAACUUCGAAGUCGUCGGUAAUGCUGAAGCUUUGAACUACUUUGCUGUAGUAAACGAAGGAGAGAACCAAGGAUUCCUCACACUAACGCAAGUGUUCACCGAAGAGGUCAGAGAAUUUCAGAUAGUAAUCCGUGCAACGGACGGCGGUACGGAGCCUGGGACUCGAUUCACCGAAACUACGUUGAAUGUAAUAUACGUACCUACCUCAGGAGAUCCUGUAUUUGAACAAAACACAUACAAUGUAGCUUUCCUCGAAAAAGAAGGCGGUUUGGAAGAAAUAUUCAAAUUACCUGAUGCCAAAGAUCCAAAGAACGAGCGAUGCACAGAUGACUGUUUUCCGAUUUAUUACAGAAUCUUUGAUGGGAACGACGAUGGUUACUUCGGUCUGGACACAAACGAGAUCUUCCUCUUAAAAGAGCUGGAUCGUGAGCAAGCCGAAUCCUACGUGAUCAAUGUAGCUGCCAGCAACAGUUUGACCGCUGGAAACCCACUGCCUGCAUCUACCCUUACCGUCAAUAUUGCUGUGAGAGAAGCAAACCCCAGACCGAACUUCGUACAAGACCUCUACUUGGCUGGCCUUUCUAUCAACCAUCCCAUUGGCAGGGAACUUCUCACCGUGCGCGCUACACAUUCUGAUGGGGCAACUAUCACGUACACGAUAGACGAAGAUUCAAUGGUGGUAGACCCAAGUCUGGAAGCUGUACGUGAAUCGCCGUUUUUGCUGAACCCUACUACUGGCGUACUGACUCUUAAUAUGCAACCUAACGCGGCUAUGGAAGGCAUGUUCGAGUUCGAUGUCGUUGCUACUGAUCCCGCUGGUGAAACGGACAAAACGGAAGUCAGGAUCUACAUAGUAUCGUCCGGGAACAGGGUUGUCUUUAUAUUCUUGAACACUGUGGCUCAAGUUGAACAGCACAGAAACUUCAUCGCCGACACGCUUUCAACUGGCUUCGACAUGGAGUGUAUCAUCGACGACGUAUUACGAGGAAGCAACAACGCCGGUGUCGCACAGGAUGAUGUUACUGAAGUGCGGGCUCACUUCAUCGACGACAACCGACCAGUCCCAGUUGAAGUUAUUGAAGCUAUUCGUACCGACACAGCAGUUCUUCACCAGAUCCAGCGCACGCUCAGCACGGAAUUACUGAUCCUACAGGACAUGGCAACAGAUAUUAGUCCAGUCGUUGACAAAAGUCGUAUUAUAGUCUACGUACUAGCUGGUCUUGCCGGGUUCCUUGCCUUACUUUGCGUCAUUCUGAUAUUGGUUUAUAUCAUCAAGACAAGAAACUUAAAUACACGCCUGAAAGCGAUGUCGGUGACGAGGUUCGGGUCUAUUGAUUCGGGCCAGGAACGCGCGGGCGCCAUGGGAAAUUAUCCUGGCGCUAACAAGCACACCGUCGAAGGAUCUAAUCCUGUAUGGAACACAACCGUCCUUACACCUGACUUUGAUGCCAAAAGUGAUGUAUCCGGAGACUCGGACCUGAUUGGCAUCGAGGAUCUGCCGCAGUUCCGAGCAGAUUACUUCCCUGAUGAUAAUGAAUAUGACAACAAUGAACAGGUGGUUGCGAGCCACAACAACAACUUUAAGUUCAACAAAGGCCCGUUCACCUACGAGAGCGCUCUGGAAACGGGGGAGGGACCGUCCCGAAGAAUGUAACACUAAAUAGUGAUAUAUUAAAUAUAACUGAUAUAAAUGUUUAAUUUCAAUAUUUAAAAUACUCAUAAUAAAUUGCCAACCAUUGGAUUGAUUUGAAAAUCGCAUUUACGCGGGGUCUGGGAGCUAAGCAACAGGUAAUAAUACGCACAUUAUGUUGUAUACUUGAUCAACGCGGCUAGAUCAUAAAAUAAAUUGUCCGUUAAACUUCUAAUCGUGGAAAUUUUUCAAAACAUUUUUCAGAACUUAAAAAGAAUGUAGGACCAGAAUUUUUUUUAAAUAUUCAGGAAACUAUAUUUUUUUAUGAAAAAUGUUUUUUUUUUAAAUGAACAUUUUUCAAUAACCUCAAUAUUUAUUAAAAAUGUCACAGUUACAAGACUUAGAUGUAAGUUAAACCAUGGUUAAACCUUUGCCUUUUCCUUAACGAAAAGAAAGAAUUUAGAAAACAACAACGAUUUUAUUAAACCUUCCACGCAUGCCGUUACCGUUUCAUUACAUAGGUAAUUAUUGAAAUUGCUUAACUGCAUUAUACAAGUAAAAAUGUAUGAAUAGCUUAUCUAAUGUGAGGACAUGGAUACUAAUAUUUGAUAUAAAUAUUAUAUCAAUACCAUUGACUUACAAUUAUAUGGACGUCGGGUCCGCGCUAAAAAGUGUCCGAACUUGUAAGGCGUUAAAAUCAUAUACAUAGCGUCAAACUCCG